Capronia epimyces CBS 606.96 is the source of this 1743-nucleotide messenger RNA. RefSeq lists its product as uncharacterized. Gene Ontology annotation, molecular function: NADP binding; N,N-dimethylaniline monooxygenase activity; flavin adenine dinucleotide binding. Lineage: Eukaryota; Fungi; Ascomycota; Eurotiomycetes; Chaetothyriales; Herpotrichiellaceae. The transcript is spliced from 5 exons. The record is from RefSeq and is a predicted model, not a curated record. The coding region runs from base 1 to 1743 and encodes 580 amino acids.
AUGGGCAGCAGCGAGGUGCCUUUGCCUUUAUAUGAAAUCAAAGACACCCCCGUCGAGAACUUCCGCCCUCUGAGAGUCCGGGUCAUUGGAGCCGGGUAUUCGGGCAUCUAUCUGGGAAUCCGCAUCCCGCAACGGCUCCGCAACAUCGACUUCCAGAUCUACGAAAAGAACGAGGGCGUGGGCGGCACAUGGUGGGAGAAUCGAUAUCCAGGAUGUGCCUGUGAUAUUCCAUCCCACUCGUAUCAGUACACGUUUGAACCCAAUCCGCGCUGGUCGGGAUUCUACGCCCCCAGCCAGGAGAUCUGUCAAUAUCUGCAGAAUGUGGCGGACAAGUACGGCGUCCCGCGCUUUGUCAAGCUAAGCCACAAGGUGGUCGCAUGUGUCUGGGACGACUCUCGCAAGAAGUGGUAUGUUAAGACGGUCAGUGGAGAAACAGAAACCUUUGUCGAAGAGGCCGACAUUGUGAUUUCCUGCCGGGGAAGCUUGAAUGAUUUCGUCUGGCCUGAUAUUCCAGGCAUCGACUCUUUCAAAGGCGAAAAGAUGCACUCUGCAGCAUGGAACGAGAGCUAUGAUUUCCGCCACAAGAAGAUCGGCGUCAUUGGUGGCGGAUCCAGCUCUAUCCAGAUCGUGCCCGUUCUCCAGAAGAAAGAGGGCACUCAUGUGACGUGUUUCGUGCGAAACAAGGUCUGGAUAUCUGACAGAUUUGGCGACCAUGUCAUGCAGUCGCUAGGACUGGAUCCAACGAGACUGGAUUUCACAGAAGAAGAACGCAACGAGUUUGCGAUCAACGCCGACAAAUACCUGAAAUUCCGCAAGGCCAUCGAGGAAGAUGGGAACAUGGUGCACUACUCGACUCUGAUGGGGUCCGAAAUGCAGAACAUGUUCCUGGACAUGUUUGGCAAGGCCACUCGCGAGCGCCUGGCCAGCAAGCCGGCUCUGCUGGACUCCUUCCUUCCCGCCUUCGCCGUGGGCUGUCGACGCUUGACGCCGGGUCCGGGCUACCUGGAAGCCCUGGUGCAGGACAAUGUCGACUUUGUGCCGGACCGGAUCGAACGCGUGACCGCGACCGGGGUCCAGCUCCAAAACGGCCGACACAUCGAGCUCGACGUGUUGGCCUGCGCCACGGGGUUCAACACUUCAUCCAUCCCGCCGUUCCCCCUGAUCGGGAAGGGCGGCAAGACGUUGCAAGAGGAGUUCUCGCCUCAGCCACAGACGUAUCUCUCGGUGGCGGUGGCGAAUUUCCCCAACUUCUUCAUGAUGCUGGGACCCAACUCCGGCAUUGCCGCCGGCACGUUGACCAUUCUGCUCGAGGCCGAGGGAGACUACAUCGUCAAGUGUAUCCGCAAGCUCCAAAAGGAGGAUUACUUGACCAUGACGCCCAAACGGGCCCGCGUGGACGACUUCUCCGCCUACGUCGGCGAGUACUUCAAGAAGACGAUUUACAUGGACACGUGCAAAAGCUGGUACAAGUCCGCCGGCGGUAGCGGAGACCGCAUCACCGGCUUGUGGCCGGGGAGCAUUCUUCACGCCAUGGAGGUCCUUCGCGCCCCGAGGUGGGAGGAUUUCGAUUACGAGUCGCACGAGGACAACAGGCUGCGAUGGCUGGGCAACGGCUGGAGCGUCCACCUGUUGCCCGGAGGCGGGGAUCCUUCUUGGUACCUCAAUGCCGAGGAACUCGACGUGCCUCCGGAGAAGACGCCGGAGACGGAUCCCAAGUAUCACAAUAGGCCAUACUCGCAUUAG